Molecule: messenger RNA, 603 nt
Organism: Exophiala aquamarina CBS 119918
Lineage: Eukaryota; Fungi; Ascomycota; Eurotiomycetes; Chaetothyriales; Herpotrichiellaceae
Exons: 4
Coding region: 1-603 (200 amino acids)
Molecular function (GO): protein binding
Source: RefSeq, a predicted model, not a curated record
AUGAUAGCAAAAGGCAUUCUCAACAAGAUAACCACAGAUGUGGACGACUUCAAGCAGAAUCUUUCUGUGACUCUCCAGAUUCUGCAAGUGAAGGACUCUAGCAUAUUUGACACGAAUACCGAAGAGGUCAAGAGCAUUGUCAAGGUUGCACAAGCAUAUAGCGUUGCCAACUGUGAGCGGGACUGCCUGAAACCUCCUGAUGCGAUGAUCGACUACAACAUCGCACAUGAUCAGCGAUAUGACCGAACGCGGGAAUGGCUCGUCAGCAGGACGGCAUUCCCAUACCUUUCGCCUGCUCUUACCGUUUUUAUUUCCAUUUUCCAUGGUGAAAAAUAUGGCAAUGCAUUACAGGCUGCAUACCGUCGCGGCCAUGCGAAAAUAAGCAAGAGAGCACUAUACGGUGCCAAUGGCUGGGGCUAUGAGAAAUUGGGGACAACACUACUCGCCGUGGGUGUGAACGCACAGAACAAGUCUCAUAUGACCGCAUUCUAUGCUGCAGCUACCUGUGGACAUGAGAAAGUGGUACAGCUGCUACUCAAUGGCGGUGCGGAUGUCAACACAGAGGAAGUUCCUGCGUUAUGCUCAGUAUCAAGGUAUGGUUAG